Molecule: messenger RNA, 4632 nt
Organism: Oikopleura dioica
Lineage: Eukaryota; Metazoa; Chordata; Appendicularia; Copelata; Oikopleuridae
Source: the annotation of a GenBank genome assembly
AUGAGGCUCUAUACGCUUCGGGAUUUCUCCCAGACUACCGACGAUGCCGAAAGCUGUUCAUGCCGUGAACAGCGCCUUCAAACGCUUAGAUGGAAUUUGGUUGCUGAUAAUGCACAGCGUAUUAAUUCUGAUCUAUCCAGAAUUGAAUACAAUUCGCCACGACAAAUGUGGGCACGUUCUUACCAUCAGCCUCGUUAUGUACCACCAGCUGUCCGACUACCCACUCCAACUUCAACGUCUGUCUGCACACCAUCAGUGACAAGUUUGCAACCAGCUGCAGUCUUUCCUACGACGUCGGCCAACCAAAUGGAAAGUCAUCUUCGGGACUUUGAUGAUUCAACCCGCAUCAUUCCUCCUGAACAGGCCGCUGCCGCUUCAUAUUAUCAAGAAAAUUUGACUGCCGAUCUCGACGUUAUGAUGGCAACUCAGCCUGAGUUUUGCCUUUCAGCCGAAAAUCCGGUCCAGUAUGAAAUACCGUUUGUCGACGAGAGUGGUCUUCAAUUCGACCAGUUUUCCCCGAUCGGAUCCUUUUUGCGUGGUGACUUCAUCAGCGAGCUGUUUGAAGCCGAGCCAUUACCUAGAGACAGUCUAACAACAUCGAGCACGAGUGACGAUGCUUUUCCACCAAAUGAUGUGGCGGAAGAGGCUCUGUCGCAUUUACUCCCUGAUCGGCUCCAGAAAAUUCACCAAAAAGCGCUCAUGAAGGAGAAGAAGCUCGGCGAUUCGAUGGUGUUUCCUCUCAAACUACGCCACAAAGCAACUCAACAUUGCCGUGAGCUUCAGCUCUUAUUUCCAAAAGACGCUGCUUUGCUCAACUCAUUGGUCGAAAAUAAGAUUCAAUCGUUCGACGAAUUGAAAAACCUUGUUUUUUCAAUCGAACAAUUGAAUGAAGGCAGACAGCGCACGACCCUGGAAAUGAUCUGCAAAAGACAGCAAAAAGUCUUUACCGUCACAGAGAUUCAUCAAUUCAUCAAGAAAGCGCUCCUUCAUGAAUUGCGAACUGCACGCUUUGGAAGUCGGAUAAAUGGACUAUGGGAGAUCGAAAUCGGCUUUCCAAUCCUAAAAUACAAGCAGUGUGACAGAUGUGCUGACUACGUUUAUGUUGGAAGAGCCGGUGAUUCGAGCAAGAUCUACCAAAAACACCGCUCUUCGUGCUCUGGGAAGCUUUGCCAUGGAUGCCAAGAUACUUUCGGAUCGAUUGAAUCUUACAACAACCACUUAUCUUCGUGCUCGAGAGAUCAUGAAGUCGAGGUCAUUGUGAAAGAAAUGGAUCAGAGACACCAAAAGUUCCCAAACCAAUAUUGGAAAUGCUGCUACGAAUUGAAGAAUAAACUAGCAGGACUUCAAUCAAAUCAACAUCAUUCGAAAUGCCAACUUUCGAUUUGCCGAAAAUGCUGGAUUCGCGUCCCACGAGAGCAUCUUGAACUCCACGAAGAAACUCAUAUCGAUGUCAAUCAAGAUGACGUCGAUCAGCUGGAAACGACCGACUCUGGCAUGAAUCAAGGCGAUAUGUCUCCUCCGUCACAAGUGGCGCACUCUCAAGGUUCACUCGGCAAUGACGACCAAGCGGCAGAAUCUCAAGGAUCUCAAGAAGGACAAUCUUCAUCCAAAGCGGAAUCAAAGGCGCAAUCGUACCCUUCUGAUGCCUCAAGCGGCUUCAAAGCGAGCGUCAGAGAACCAUUGAUUAAAAAAGCUGAGGAAGAAGUCCGAACUGCUAUAAGCCUUUUGACGACGGCCGAAAAAAAUCGAUUGUUGUAUCAAUUCAUCGAUGGAAACUGCGCCUCAUCUGAAGUUGAGAGUCUUAAUGCACAACUGUUGCAAGCGUCAGCUUUUAAAACUGCGACUGCGAACUUGCCGAAAUCAGUCAAAACUCAGAUCAUCAAAAACCUGACGCCGUCGAAACCGAGCAAAAAAAUCCUCUCCGGGCUUUCGAAAUUCUUUGGAAGAAGACAGGAUAGAGUUCUCAAGAUGAAAAACGCGAAAAAUGAGGCCUAUCGCUCCAAGGAUCAAUUGCGAAAUGUCUCGAUGGAGCUUUUGAUCAACCUCGACCAAUUCUUGAAAAGCAACUCUUUCUGUGAUCCGAGCAAAAGGGGAUAUGUAACAAUCUCGACGAAAAAUGUGAAGGAUGAUACUAUCUUCGCGUUCUACAAAAAGAACUGUCACCUGACAAAAACUGCUAAGCGUGGUUUGGAGAAAUUCGAGUCUCCGCGAUUGGUGCUUGAAAAGCCGCUGAAAACGCUCUAUUUCUCAUUCCUCGCAGCGUUUCCUGAGUACGAACAUCUGAGUUUCAAGCAUUUCAAGGAUAUGUGCCCAUUCUACAUUUAUGAAGAACACGAUCGAAGCAGGCGAAUCUGUGCGUGUCUAAAGGAAAGGCACACCAACUUGAACAACUUCAUCGAUGCAAUCAACCGAAUCGGCGAGACAGCGCGCGCCAACGAGCGUCUCGGAGCUAUUGGUGCCGAACUAGCGACGCUUUCUAUCGAUGUGAUCCUGAACGAAUCGACAUGCCGUCUUGGGCCGAAUGCGACAACAAUUGUGGAUUGCAUCCGUAAUCGCAACGGAAGCUGUUUUCAACAUAUGAAGAAAACAACUGGAUGCUCGCACUGUCUUCAUCAAGAUUGCACAGGAGUAGACAAAUGGAUACAAGAAAAAAUCGAAAAUCACUGGGCGCCACUGAUCAAUGAGUACGGCUCGAUGAAAAUUGGAGUCUCCCGAUUCGAAUCUGUUGAUAAGGGUGACCCUCGCUGUAGUUUCAUCAGUGAGACUGAAGUUGGCAGCGGAAAAAUAACCGUCAAGGAAGUUUUUGAACACGUUCAAGCCCGAUUUCGAUCUUACCUGGAGCACUGGGUUGACAAGAAUGAAAACGAGCAAGAGCUGAAGACUCUCGACGAUAGCCCUGUCCCAGCUGGCGUUCUUCAAGUGGAGUCGGACUAUGCUUCGAAAACACGCUUGAAAGCCAAUACUGAAACUCAAAGUGCGUUUUUGUCUUCGGAAGGAAAUAUAAACGUCCUCACCUCCGUCGUCAAAUUCACCAUUGAUGGGAAGCCGAUGAAAUACUACUUUCACUUCUUUGCUUCUCACAAAUGCAAUCGAAACGUCAGAUACUCAGAAGGCAUCAUUCUGCAAGAGUUGCGACAGAGAGGCUUCACAUUUGACUCGCUGAUGCGCAUUUCCGAUAAUGCACCCAGCGAGUUUAAGAGCUACGAAAUCAUCAACCAGCUCAGGGACACUGAUGUGGAUAUUCCAACGUGUCUUGUCUACAAAACGCCCGUCCACGGAAAAUCAUCCGUGGACGGUGCGCACACCGCCGUCAAUAAUUAUCUGCGAAAGGCAACGCUUUACAAUCUGGCGAGCAAUAUACCGGAUGCCAUCAAAUAUUGCCAGGAGAGGGAGAGUGAAAAAGAUGAUGAACGCGACGAUAAAGAAGAAUUUCAGGGAAGAAUCUUCGCCCAGAUACCUUCUGAUCUCGUCGCAUCAAAACGUAACGAUCUAGUGCGAAUACCGUCGAUAUCUUCCGCUAGUAUGAUCAAGUUCGAGUCCGGAGUUUUCGACGUAAAAUCACACGUCUGUACCUGCGAGUUUUGCCGAGCUGGACGAAUUCACGACUCUGAAAGUGGAAAGCAAGUCGAAGUCACAAUCAAGAAAAAGCAGACAAUGAGCUUAAGAAAUGUGGCAAAAGAUGAACACAUCAUGAGCUACCGAUACAGGGAUGAUAUCACCGCCCUCGCCGACGAUUUCCUUUCAUCAAGAACGGAUCAGGAUACAUCAUUGAUCCUUGUGCCCGUUGUUACAAAACCAACAUCGACGAAUCAACUCCAUCAUCUCACGCUUAUUCGAGUGUGCAGCGAGCAGUAUGAGAUCCAGAUUCUUGACACUUCUCUGGAUAGAAUGGAUCAACGAGAGCGCCAUAGACUCAUCACUAUAAGCCACCGGAUUGCUGCAUUGAUUGAGUCAGAUGCUCCCCUGACAGAUUACGAGAAUUGGGAUAUUUCCUUUGCUAAAAAUAUUCCAUCGUCAAGUGAAUUCUGCGCUCCCUUAUUGCUCGAAAUAUGCCGUCAAGAACUCUCUCAGCAUCCGAAGCCAGUGGAGAUGGACAGUAUCCGAUCAAUCAUGACCGACCAAUUGAGACUCAUCGAUCAUCCGGUGCUAAAGCUGACAUCGUCUGAUGAUAAAGAAAAUGCAGAAGUUCCAAAACAACGCAAGCGAAAACUAGACUUUUCUAUGCCGUUCGGAUCAGUCGAAAAUCUCGCACCAAAAAGACGAAGUCAACGGCUAUCCGGUCAAGCUGAUUCCAUUAGGCGAAAUAUUCCAUCAAAAUCGACGUUUUCCGAACAAUCAACUUCAAGCACCGUUCACACUCCUGAUUUUAUGCAGGAAGAAACAAUCCUCAUGCAACCUUUGCGAGCGACACCGAAAAUUUCUGAUGCCCGGCGUGAACAUUUUGUUUCAACCUUAAAUGAUCUUUUCAUAGAAAAUUUACCGAUAGAGGUUGUAUCCAUGGAGACUCUCCGAUCAACAAUAAACAAGGAUCUAGAAGACAAGUUCACGGACAGCGAGAUUGACCACAUUCUUGAAGAAAUGCAAAGAAGAGAAGAAGUUCGAUUAGAAAAUAACGAUAUUCGUCUUGCAUAA